Messenger RNA from Scomber japonicus (chub mackerel), 1506 nucleotides. Its product is annotated as protein MTSS 1-like. Lineage: Eukaryota; Metazoa; Chordata; Actinopteri; Scombriformes; Scombridae. Gene Ontology annotation, molecular function: actin binding; phospholipid binding. The record is from RefSeq and is a predicted model, not a curated record. Gene Ontology annotation, biological process: positive regulation of actin filament bundle assembly; plasma membrane organization; adherens junction maintenance. Gene Ontology annotation, cellular component: cytoplasmic side of plasma membrane; actin cytoskeleton.
AUGGAAACGGGUAGUUAUCCCGUCUGGGACGACUUCGUGAGCAAGGCCAGCAAACUACAGUCACAGCUCAGGACGACGGUGGUGGCGGUCGCAGCUUUCCUCGAUGCCUUUCAGAAAGUGGCCGACCUGGCGACCAACAGCAGAGUCUUCCUGAUCGGCAUCUUCCAGGUCGACUCCUGGAUCGAUUUAAUGAAACAGGAAGUUCGCAGUCUGAACAGUGUGAACAGCAGUGACUCUCGCUCCAGCGGCUCUCACUGUCACUCUCCCACCUCUCACUUCCGUUACCGCGCCUCCUCUUCGUCGUCGUCGGCGAUGCCUCAGCAGACGCCGGCCCGCCUCUCCUCCGUCUCCUCACACGACUCCGGCUUCAUCUCCCAGGAUGCAUUUCAGUCCAAGUCACCUUCACCCAUGCCUCCAGAAACAUCACAGUUGUCAAAUGGUUUCGACCAUCAUCACGCUGCCCUCUACUUCCCGCCUCUCUGCUCCUCGGGGCUCGGAGCGGUCCCGUCGUCCAGAAUCCCGUCCUGGAAGGACUGGGCCAAACCGGGUCCGUACGACCAGCCGAUGGUCAACACCCUGAAGAGGAACAAGGACAGGAGAGAGACUACAGAUCCCAGCAGCACCACGGCAUCGAUGUCACCGCAGCAGGCGAGGAGCUGCAAGGGAUCAAAGGAAGCCACAAGGUCAGAUGGGGAGGACAGGGACGCCCAUGAGGAGCUGGCCCGAGCCCUGGCCCGAGGCCUCCAGCUGGACAUCCAUGGCUCCAGCAGAGACUCGCUGCAGGGCUCCAGCGGCUACAGCAGCCAGACCAACACACCCUGCUGCUCAGAGGACACCAUCCCCUCACAAGUAUCAGACUGUGAUUACUACACUGUGGGAGUGGAUCAGGAGGCCGAGCAUCAGCAGUCAUCAGACUUCGAUAAAUCCUCCACCAUCCCGAGGAACAGCGACAUCAGUCAGUCGUACCGCCGCAUGUUCCAGUCCAAACGCCCGGCCUCCACCGCCGGCCUGCCCUCCAACCCCUCCGCCAUUAUCACCCCUGGAGUCGCCACCAUUAGACGGACACCGUCCUCCAAACCCAAUCUGCGGCGCCCAUCUGGAGGCCUUAACUUGGGCCCCAUCCCCAUCAAGCCCCCCAUGAUCCCAGUCAAGACCCCCACAGUGCCUGAUCAUCCUGGUUUCCCCAGUAGGGCGGCGUCAGAAGAUGGCAACACGCCUCGAACCCCUCUGAGCCCCGCAACCACCCCUCUGUCACCAGGCAGCAGCGGCCCGCUGUCAUCGAAGUCCAGUCUCUGGGAGAGCCAGCACCAGGCCGAGGGGUCGGAUCCUCCCACCCCACCGCCGCAGCCCGGUGGUCGGGUAUCAGAGUGGGAGCGCCGGCCUCUCCCAGAGCUUCUGGAGGAGACAGAGUACGGAGAGGUGGAAGACUUUCUCGUGGCUAUCCGACGAGGCGUCAGGCUCAAGAAGGCGAUGACCAACGACCGAUCGGCACCAAUUAUUCACUGA